Messenger RNA from Budorcas taxicolor (takin), 3492 nucleotides. It is a transcript of the gene POLD1, whose product is annotated as DNA polymerase delta 1, catalytic subunit. Gene Ontology annotation, molecular function: nucleotide binding; 3'-5'-DNA exonuclease activity; DNA binding. NCBI's taxonomy places the organism in Eukaryota, Metazoa, Chordata, Mammalia, Artiodactyla, Bovidae. Gene Ontology annotation, cellular component: delta DNA polymerase complex. Gene Ontology annotation, biological process: DNA-templated DNA replication; DNA replication proofreading; base-excision repair, gap-filling. The record is from RefSeq and is a predicted model, not a curated record.
GGGCUGUGGCGGGAAACACUGUUUGAAGCGGGAUGGAUGGUAAGCGGCGACCAGGCCCGGGGCCUGGGGUGCCCCCAAAGCGGGCCCGUGGGGGCCUCUGGGAUGAGGAUGAGGCGUACCGGCCCUCGCAGUUCGAGGAGGAGCUGGCGCUGAUGGAGGAGAUGGAAGCAGAGCGCAGGCUGCAGGAGCAGGAGGAGGAGGCGCUGCAGUCGGCCCUGGAGGGGGCAGACGGGCAAUUCUCCCUGACGGCCACAGAUGCCCGCUGGCUUCGGCCCGCUCCGCCCCCCUUGGACCCUCAGACGGAGCCGCUCAUCUUCCAGCAGUUGGAGAUCGACCAUUAUGUGGGCCCAGCGCGGCCCCUGCCUGGGGCGCCCCCACCAUCCCAGGGCUCGGUUCCCAUCCUCCGCGCCUUCGGGGUCACCGACGAGGGGGUCUCUGUCUGCUGCCACGUCCAUGGCUUUGCACCCUACUUCUACACCCCAGCACCCCCCGGUUUCGGACCUGAGCACCUGAGUGAGCUGCAGCGGGAACUGAGUGCAGCCAUUAGCCGGGACCAGCGCGGGGGCAAGGAGCUCACUGGGCCGGCCGUGCUGGCAGUGGAGCUGUGCUCCCGGGAGAGCAUGUUCGGGUACCAUGGGCACGGCCCCUCCCCGUUUCUUCGUAUCACCCUGGCACUGCCCCGCCUCAUGGCACCCGCCCGCCGCCUCCUGGAGCAGGGGAUCCGCCUGGCCGGCCUGGGCACCCCCAGCUUUGCGCCCUACGAGGCCAACGUUGACUUUGAGAUCCGGUUCAUGGUGGACACGGACAUCGUGGGCUGCAACUGGCUGGAGCUCCCAGCUGGGAAAUACAUCCUGAGGCCAGAGGGGAAGGCCACGCUCUGUCAGCUGGAGGCCGACGUGCUCUGGUCAGACGUGAUCAGCCACCCGCCGGAAGGGGAGUGGCAGCGAAUCGCCCCUCUGCGUGUGCUCAGCUUCGACAUCGAGUGUGCUGGCCGCAAAGGCAUCUUCCCGGAGCCCGAGCGGGACCCCGUGAUCCAGAUCUGCUCACUGGGCCUGCGCUGGGGCGAGCCGGAGCCCUUCCUGCGCCUGGCGCUCACCCUGCGGCCCUGCGCCCCCAUCCUGGGCGCCAGGGUGCAGAGCUACGAGCGGGAGGAGGACCUGCUCCAGGCCUGGUCGACCUUCAUCCGCAUCAUGGAUCCAGAUGUGAUUACCGGCUACAAUAUCCAGAACUUUGACCUUCCCUACCUCAUCUCCCGGGCCCAGACCCUCAAGGUGCCAAGCUUCCCCUUGCUGGGCCGUGUGAUCGGCCUCCGCUCCAACAUCCGGGACUCGUCCUUCCAGUCCAGGCAGACCGGCCGGCGGGACAGCAAGGUGGUCAGCAUGGUGGGCCGCGUGCAGAUGGACAUGCUGCAGGUGCUUCUGCGGGAGUACAAGCUCCGGUCCUACACGCUCAACGCCGUGAGCUUCCACUUCCUGGGCGAGCAGAAGGAGGACGUGCAGCACAGCAUCAUCACAGACCUGCAGAACGGGAACGACCAGACGCGCCGCCGCCUGGCCGUGUACUGCCUCAAGGACGCCUUCCUGCCCCUGCGGCUGCUGGAGCGGCUCAUGGUGCUGGUGAACGCCAUGGAGAUGGCGCGCGUCACUGGCGUGCCCCUCGGCUACCUGCUCAGCCGCGGCCAGCAGGUCAAGGUCGUGUCCCAGCUGCUGCGACAGGCCAUGCGCCAGGGGCUGCUGAUGCCCGUGGUGAAGACGGAGGGCGGUGAGGACUAUACCGGGGCCACGGUCAUCGAGCCGCUGAAAGGGUGAGAACCGCCAAGGGAGCAGCAGGCCAGGGGUAAUGGGUGCAAGGGGGUGCCCGGCCCUGACUCUCUCCCGGCCCCCAGGUACUAUGACGUCCCCAUCGCCACCCUGGACUUCUCCUCGCUGUACCCGUCCAUCAUGAUGGCCCACAACCUGUGCUACACCACGCUCCUGCGGCCCGGGGCCGCCCAGAAACUAGGCCUGACCGAGGAUCAGUUCAUCAAGACACCCACGGGGGACGAGUUUGUGAAGACAUCGGUGCGGAAGGGGCUGCUCCCCCAGAUCCUGGAAAACCUGCUCAGCGCCCGGAAGAGGGCCAAGGCUGAGCUGGCCAAGGAGACAGACCCCCUACGGCGGCAAGUGUUGGACGGGCGCCAGCUGGCGCUGAAAGUGAGUGCUAACUCUGUGUACGGCUUCACUGGCGCCCAGGUGGGUAGGCUGCCGUGCCUGGAAAUCUCACAGAGUGUCACCGGGUUCGGGCGCCAGAUGAUUGAGAAGACAAAGCAGCUCGUGGAGACCAAGUACACGGUGGAGAAUGGCUACAGCACCAGCGCCAAGGUGGUGUAUGGUGACACAGACUCGGUCAUGUGCCGCUUCGGCGUCUCCUCCGUGGCUGAGGCGAUGGCUUUGGGACGGGAGGCUGCAGACUGGGUGUCCGGCCACUUCCCCUCACCCAUCCGGCUAGAGUUUGAGAAAGUCUACUUCCCCUACCUGCUCAUCAGCAAGAAGCGGUACGCGGGCCUGCUCUUCUCCUCCCGGCCCGACGCCCACGACCGCAUGGACUGCAAGGGCCUGGAGGCUGUGCGCAGGGACAACUGCCCCCUGGUGGCCAACCUCGUCACUGCCUCGCUGCGCCGCCUGCUCAUCGACCGAGACCCCGCGGGCGCCGUGGCGCAUGCACAGGACGUCAUCUCCGACCUGCUGUGUAAUCGCAUUGACAUCUCGCAGCUGGUCAUUACCAAGGAGCUGACCCGAGCCGCCGCCGACUACGCGGGCAAGCAGGCCCACGUGGAGCUGGCCGAGAGGAUGAGGAAGCGGGACCCCGGGAGCGCGCCCAGCCUGGGCGACCGCGUCCCCUACGUGAUCAUCAGCGCUGCCAAAGGCGUGGCCGCCUACAUGAAGUCCGAGGACCCGCUGUUCGUACUGGAGCACAGCCUGCCCAUUGACACGCAGUACUACCUGGAGCAGCAGCUCGCCAAGCCGCUCCUGCGCAUCUUCGAGCCCAUCCUGGGCGAGGGCCGUGCGGAGGCUGUGCUGCUGCGUGGGGACCACACUCGCUGCAAGACGGUGCUCACGGGCAAGGUGGGCGGCCUGCUGGCCUUCGCCAAACGCCGGAGCUGCUGCGUUGGCUGCCGCACUGUCCUCAGCCACCAGGGAGCCGUGUGCAAGUUCUGCCAGCCCCGGGAGUCGGAGCUGUACCAGAAGGAGGUGUCCCACCUGAGCGCCCUGGAGGAGCGCUUCUCACGCCUGUGGACACAGUGCCAGCGCUGCCAGGGCAGCCUGCACGAGGACGUCAUCUGCACCAGCCGGGACUGUCCCAUCUUCUACAUGCGCAAGAAGGUGCGGAAGGACCUGGAGGACCAGGAGCGGCUGCUGCGGCGCUUCGGGCCCCCUGGCCCCGAGGCCUGGUGACCUCUGACCUCAGCGGACUUCCCACCUUGGCGGGGCGGGGGGACAGGCGGGGAAUUAA